Hippoglossus stenolepis (Pacific halibut) is the source of this 4158-nucleotide messenger RNA. RefSeq names its product proprotein convertase subtilisin/kexin type 5b (gene pcsk5b). Lineage: Eukaryota; Metazoa; Chordata; Actinopteri; Pleuronectiformes; Pleuronectidae. The coding region runs from base 485 to 3256 and encodes 923 amino acids. The record is from RefSeq and is a predicted model, not a curated record. Gene Ontology annotation, biological process: peptide hormone processing. The transcript has 21 exons. Gene Ontology annotation, molecular function: serine-type endopeptidase activity. Gene Ontology annotation, cellular component: trans-Golgi network; Golgi membrane.
GAGUGUCAGCUAGUUAUUAGUCGGGAGGCGCUGUAGCCAUUUCGCCGCAUGAAAGCCCGAUGAGCUGAGCGAGCAACAUCCGAGCGGCUCAUGGAGAAGAAGAGAAAUCAGCUUUGAGAAGCCCCGCGCGCGCACACACACGUACACGAACUCGCGCGUAAAGACGCACGGCGCACGGACACUUCCUCCUCCUCCUCCUCCUCCUCCGUGGAAAAAAGAGAGAGAGAGAGAGAGAGAAGCGAGACGCAAACUUCCAACUCUCCCAUGUGGAAGCGAGAGGUUUGAGGAUAAGGCAUAAUUUCUUUUUUUCCUCCUCUUCGGGGCUCCGUUCCUCCCUCCCUCCCCCUCCUCUCCCUCUCUUCAGUGUUUCUGCCCGGAGAGUUGUGUUUCUAUGAGAGUCUCGCUCGGUGAGAAGAGAAGUUUGGUUGCCUGCGUGGUCGGCCGAGGAGGAGGAGAAGAGUCGGGCUAAAAGUGGGGGAAGAAGAUGGUCCGCAGCGCCGCUUGGAGACGGAGCUUGCUGUGCGUCCUGGCGCUCAGUCUCAGCCUCACGUCGCCGCCGUGCACAGCUCGGAUUUACACCAACCACUGGGCAGUGAGGAUAGGCGGGGGACCCGAUGUGGCCGAGUGGAUAGCGGACAAAUACGGCUAUAGGAACAUGGGACAGAUCGGGGAUCUCAAAGAUCACUAUCACUUCUUCCAUAGUCGGACCAUCAAGCGGUCGACUCUGUCCAGCCGUGGACGCCAUAGUUUCAUAUCCAUGGAGCCCAAGGUGGAGUGGAUACAGCAGCAGGUGGUGAAGAGGAGGAUCAAGAGGGAUUACAAACCAUCCCCACCCCUUUCUUUGUCAAGCCCCGCCCACAGCAGUCUGGCCCAGAGCAACAUAUUCUAUAACGACGCCAAGUGGAGCAGUAUGUGGUACAUCCACUGUAACGAUGACGUCCACAACUGCCAGUCGGACAUGAACAUCAUGGGGGCUUGGAAGAGGGGCUACACAGGAAAAGACGUAGUGGUGACCAUACUGGAUGACGGCAUCGAGAGGAACCAUCCAGACCUCUUUCAGAACUACGACCCUCAAGCGAGCUUCGAUGUCAAUGGCAACGACAUGGAUCCAAUGCCUCGAUAUGACGCAACCAAUGAGAACAAACACGGGACACGGUGUGCGGGCGAAGUUGCUGCAGCUGCAAACAACUCCCACUGCAUUGUGGGAAUUGCCUACAAUGCCAGAAUAGGGGGUGUGCGAAUGCUGGAUGGAGAUGUAACAGACAUGGUGGAGGCCAAGUCUCUGAGCCUCCAGCCGCAGCACAUCGACAUCUACAGUGCCAGCUGGGGACCCGAUGACGACGGAAAGACUGUGGAUGGGCCAGCGUCUCUGGCCAGGCAGGCCUUCGAGAAUGGCAUCCGCAUGGGGAGGAAAGGCCGUGGCUCCAUCUUUGUUUGGGCUUCAGGCAACGGCGGGCGCAGCAGAGACCACUGCUCCUGUGACGGCUACACCAACUCCAUCUACACCAUCUCCAUCUCCAGCACGGCCGAGAGUGGACGGAAGCCCUGGUAUCUGGAGGAGUGCUCGUCCACGCUGACCACCACCUACAGCAGCGGGGAGAACUACGACCGAAAGAUUAUCACAACAGACCUGAGACACCGGUGCACAGACAGCCACACAGGGACAUCGGCCUCGGCUCCCAUGGCUGCUGCCAUUAUUGCUCUGGCCCUGGAGGCAAAUCCUCUUCUGUCAUGGAGAGAUGUGCAGCACAUCAUCGUGAAGACCUCUAGAGCCGGACAUCUCAGCGCCCCUGACUGGAAGACCAACGCCGCUGGUUACAAUGUCAGCCAUUUGUACGGCUUUGGUCUGAUGGACGCUGAGGCCAUGGUGAAGGAGGCAGAGCGAUGGAGGCAGGUCCCCUCUCAGCACGUGUGUGUGGAGAGCGCAGACCGACAGAUCAGAACCAUCCGACCAGAGCACGUGGUUCGGUCUGUGUACAAGGCGACAGGAUGCACCGACAACCCCAACCACCACGUGAUCUACCUGGAGCAUGUGGUUGUGCGUAUUACAAUCACACACCCUCGCCGUGGAGACCUGUCCAUCAACCUGACCUCACCCUCAGGGACCAAGUCUCAGCUGCUCGCCAACAGGUUGUUUGAUCACUCCAUGGAGGGUUUUAAGAACUGGGAGUUUAUGACCACCCACUGCUGGGGAGAGAAGGCAGCAGGCGACUGGGUCCUAGAGAUCUAUGACUCCCCUUCUCAACUCCGCAGCCAGAAAGUGCCUGGCAAGCUGAAGGAGUGGUCGCUGGUGCUGUACGGCACCUCUGUGCACCCAUACUCAUCUCUGCGCAACGAUAAGCCUCGCUCCACAGACAUGCUGACGCCCACCGAUGAGGAGUUCACAGAGGAGUACAAUGGCCCCUGUGACUCUGAGUGCAAUGAGAACGGCUGUGAGGGUCCUGGACCCCAUCACUGCAUUAACUGCCUCCACUACUUCCUCAAGUUCAAGAACAACACCAGGAUGUGUGUGUCUGAGUGCCCCAGCGGCUUUUUCCGUGACGAUAGGAAGCGCUGCAAGAAGUGCUCCUCGUUGUGCGAGACCUGCGUCGGGAGCCGUAGUGACCAGUGCACCACAUGCAGGAGCGGCUUCCACCUGAACGAGGGAUCCAACGCGUGUGUGGCCAACUGCGGUGACGGCUUCUACCUCGACCACGAUUCCAACAUUUGCAGGAGAUGUCCGGAGAACUGCAAGAGGUGCAACAGCUCCAAUAUCUGCACGGAAUGUAAACCUGGGAUGAGUCUUCAAGGAAACAAGUGUCAGAUGACCUGUGACCAAGGGACUUACUACAACGGCCACAGGCGGACUUGUGAGCCCUGCCAUCGGGCCUGUGCCACCUGUGCAGGCACAGGUAUAGAGGCAUGCACUAAGUGUGCAGAGGGCUACUUACUUGAGGACUGGCGGUGUGUGUCAACAUGCAGCACCGGCUACUACCUGUCAGAGCAGACCUCAGACAAUGGGCAGGUGCAGAGGUCCUGUAAGAAGUGUGACCAUAGCUGCUACGAGUGCUCGGGGUCCGGAGAGAGAAACUGCAGCAGCUGCGUCAGUGGUUACAAUCUGGAGGCAGGAGCCUGCGUGGUCAGCACCAUCUGCAAAGAUGCAAAUGAAGAAUCUUGGGCGGAAGGCAGUUUCUGCGUGCUUGUUAAAAAGAACAAUCUUUGCCAGAGGAAAGUGCUGCAGCAACUGUGCUGCAGAACGUGCUCGCAGAAGGGGUGACGGGACGCACUCGCCGGGCGUACAGGGAGUGCAGGGGGGAUUGCAGGGGCACAGGGGGCACUCCUCCUUCUCAAGCCCCCCUCCCCCUGCCCACUCAUUCACAGUCACAUAAUUUAUAAGAGAAUCUGUGCCUCUUAAAGGGACUGCAUCGGAGGUGCGAUGACAGGACUACAACAAACCUACCUUUUUUUCUGUACUGGGACACACACGUCGUCGGGGUGUAAAAUGACUGGGACUUAUUUCAAGAACAAACGAGCAAAUGAAAACAAAAGUGAAAAACAAAAUAAAAGUGUCGGUAUUUUGUGACCAAAGCAUCGAUGCCAAAAUAGUUGAACCUUCUUUUCUUGUUGCCAGUGUAGGAAGCAUUGCUUAAAGCGGGAGCCACUCAGCCUGCGAAGCUCUGAAAACAUCCGUGUGCGUUUUUUAGUUUGGCUCCUCUUCCUCCUCUCUUUCCAGUGAUAACGCUAAACAGAUGGAAAGUGAACAUACAGUAGGAAAGGCCCUGGUUUUCCGCCUGUAAAUAUACGUCUGAGGAAAAAAGAAGCUCACUGUAAUGUGAAAAUAAUAAUGUCUGUCUGGGCUGAUUCUGGCUGUUUAGGGGAGGGAAGAGAAAUUCACACAAUUUUAUAUAUAUAUAUAUAUAUACACAGUAUAUAAACACACACACCCACUCACACACUUAUAAACAUGAACUCAGACACAUUGAUCGUAAAUCAGCCAUCACUUGAAGUUGCGUACGCCGCAGUGUCUCUUUAUCGCAAGACUGACACGUGUUACUGACCAAAAUCACCUCAUUUCAUUUAUUUUAAAACAUGAACCUGCCCUCUCUGAAUUGUUUGUGUGUUUUUUGUGUGUGUGUGUCUGUGUGUGUGUGUGUGUGUGUGUGUGUGUGUGUGUGUGUG